Messenger RNA from Closterium sp. Yama58-4, 694 nucleotides. The record is from the annotation of a GenBank genome assembly. Lineage: Eukaryota; Viridiplantae; Streptophyta; Zygnematophyceae; Desmidiales; Closteriaceae.
GCGCAUACUGGAGGUAGCAGAGGAGAUCAAAGAUGACCCUCAGCUCAACCGCCAGCAGAUAUUCGACCAGGUGCUACUGCCAGUGGCCAGGGGCUUACCGGACGAGAGGGGGGUGUGUUUGAUCGGGGUUCGAGAGGCACUCCGCAUGUUCCAAGCCCUGCGCACAGUGGGAGUGCAUGCAUCGCGCAUGGUAUUAGAGGCAUUGUUAGACUCAUGUGCGGCCAUGGGCGACCUGCCUCGCGCGCUCCAUGUAAUGGACGACAUGGACCGCAAUGACCUGCCGCCCACCGUCUUCACUCUCUUCCGCCUCUUUCGAACUGCCAUAACAGCAGAGGACGAGGAUGCUGCUUGCGCUGCGCUGCGCCAGAUGUCGCCCUCUGAUUUGUCCGAUGAGGACGUGCAGUUGCUGGUGCUUAAAGCCCUCGAGCCCUUCAUCCGGGCGGCGGCUGAAGGGGGAGAGGAGAUGGCACUGGCCAAUGAGACGCUGCCACGUGUCAGGGAGGAGGCUUACGUGGCGAUUUUGAGAGCGAAUGCACUCAAGCUGAGGGGCUUGGUAGGGAGAGAAGGGGAGAGGGGCGGGAAGUGGGGAGAGCGAGGGGAGAAGGAUGGGGGAGUGGGUGAAGAGAUUUCUGAGAUUCUCGCAAGGCAGCAGUCUUGGCAGUCCAAAGAAAGCAGGACAGGAGAACCAACAUGA